Messenger RNA from Diospyros lotus (date-plum), 1600 nucleotides. Its product is annotated as probable polygalacturonase. The transcript is spliced from 6 exons. The coding region runs from base 9 to 1556 and encodes 515 amino acids. Gene Ontology annotation, molecular function: polygalacturonase activity. The record is from RefSeq and is a predicted model, not a curated record. Gene Ontology annotation, biological process: carbohydrate metabolic process. Lineage: Eukaryota; Viridiplantae; Streptophyta; Magnoliopsida; Ericales; Ebenaceae.
AUAUAUAUAUGUAUGUAUGUAUAAUGAAUUGGAGUCUAUAUACAUGCAUACAUAUAUAUAUAUAUAUGUAUGCAGUCUGUUGCAAAGCCAAUUCAAAGCCCCACUGGGUGCCAAAAAUGGAGUCAUCAAGAAGAACCAGAAGAACACCUCAAGUAUUGCAGAUAGUUUCAGCAUUUGUUCUUCUGGUUUUAUGGAAUCCAAGCCAAGUUGAUAGCCGAGCGGCGCCGGCCCGGGGAUGCUUUGAGUACCCGGCGAUAAGCUGCAGAGCUCACACUGCGUCGUUGACCGAUUUCGGCGGCGUUGGCGACGGGGAAACCCUGAAUACGGCGGCGUUCAGGGCGGCGAUAGCCCAUCUCAGCCAGUUCGAAUCGGACGGCGGGUCGCUGCUCAUUGUGCCGGCGGGAAGGUGGUUGACCGGAAGCUUCAAUCUCACCAGCCAUUUCACUCUCUUUCUCGACAAGGAUGCUGUUCUUCUUGCUUCCCAGGAUGUGGAUGAAUGGCCGGUGAUCGAGCCACUGCCUUCGUAUGGCCGGGGAAGGGACACGGAAGGAGGAAGAUACAUCAGUCUCAUAUUUGGAACCAACCUCACUGAUGUUGUUCUAACAGGUGAGAAUGGCACGAUCGAUGGCCAGGGAGCUCUCUGGUGGGAUAAAUUCCAUGGCGGUGAGCUCAACUACACCAGGCCUUACCUCAUCGAGAUCAUGUACUCCGAGAACAUCCAAAUUUCCAAUCUUGCACUCGUUAAUUCCCCAUCCUGGAAUGUUCAUCCAGUUUACAGCAGCAAUGUCAUCGUUCAGGGCAUUACAAUUAUCGCGCCGGUUAGAUCUCCAAACACUGAUGGGAUCAAUCCAGACUCUUGCUCAAAUGUUCGAAUUGAGGACUGUUACAUAGUCUCGGGGGAUGACUGUGUGGCUGUGAAGAGCGGGUGGGAUGAGUAUGGGAUCGCGUUUGGGAUGCCAACUAAACAGGUAGUGAUCCGGAGGCUGACCUGCAUUUCCCCAACCAGCGCAGUGAUCGCACUAGGCAGCGAAAUGUCAGGUGGGAUCGAGGAUGUGAGGGCCGAGGACAUCCUGGCGAUCAAUUCAGAGUCCGGGGUGAGAAUCAAGACCGCAGUGGGAAGGGGAGGGUACGUGAAGGACAUAUACGUGAGAGGGAUGACAAUGCAGACGAUGAAGUAUGUGUUCUGGAUGACAGGAAACUACGGCUCCCACCCUGAUGACAAAUAUGACCCGAGCGCGCUGCCAGUGAUCGACAACAUCAACUACCGGGACAUGGUUGCCGAGAAUGUGACAAUGGCAGCCAGGUUUGAGGGGAUAGAAGGGGAUCCAUUCACUGGGAUAUGCAUUUCUAAUGUGACAAUUGAGCUUGGGAAAGGGGCUAAGAAGCUUGCGUGGAACUGUUCCAAUGUGGCUGGGAUUUCAAGUGGUGUGAUCCCAAAGCCUUGUGAGCUACUGCCAGAGAAGACUGCUAUAGCAGAGUGUGAUUUCCCAACUGAGAGAUUGGCAGUUGAAGAUGCUAAAAUCCAGCGGUGUUCUUACAGAAGGAAAUAUUUAUGAUGAAGAAAGAAGAAAUAUUUAUGAUUGAUGCAGAGUUAUGUUAU